AUGGCCGAGAAGCGCAAGACAUCACCGCCCAUCUCGUACCGCGAGGCUGCGCUCGUCAAGAGGCAGCGACACGAUGCGGAUGACGGUGCAGCGGGAUCGCAGCAGAUCGCCAUCGCCUCUUCCAAGGAUGGCCAGGACAAGGGCCUCGUCCGCUCGGUCAAGCGAACCUCGUCUCUGUCGCACCCUAUCCUCGGCCUGACUGGCGCACAUACAUCGGAAAUCCUGGAUACCAAGUUUUCGCGCGAUGGAUCUCGCAUCGCUGCCGCUUCGGCCGACCGCACCAUCUCCAUCUGGAGCGUAUACGGCGACUGCGCCAACAUCGGCGUGCUCAAAGGCCACUCCAAGGCGGUGACGUGUCUAGCAUUCAGCAACACCCUCUCGGACGCGCUCUACUCUGGCUCAGCAGAUGGAACGCUCAUUUCAUGGAGUCUCGCUACCGGCGAAAAGCAGCGCCGCUUACGAGGCCACCGGGCCAUCGUCAACUGUGUCUCGGCGACGCGGUCGGGUCCCGAAUUGCUCGUGUCUGGCUCGGACGACGGCAAGGUGAUGAUCUGGGACCCACAAGCUAAGGAGCCCCUCGACGUGCUCGAUGUUGGAUACCCGGUGACGGCAGUUGCAUUCUCGGACGACUCGAGCCAGAUCUACAUUGGCGGCAUCGACAACCAGGUGCACAUCUACGACCUUGCGCGCAAGACGAGCGUGCUUUCGCUGCGCGGGCACAUGGACACCAUCACGUGCGUUUCGCUGUCGCCCUCGGGAUCGCAUCUGUUGACGACGUCGUUUGACGAUACGCUGCGCAUCUGGGACGUGCGUCCGUUUGCGCCCGAGCCCAAUCCGGCCGAUCCCAACGCAAACGCAGCCAAUCCAAGACUCUAUCGCACGCUGCGCGGGACGACGUUUGGCGGAUUCGAGAACUUGCUCAUCAAGGCGGGAUGGAGUGCGGAUGGCGAGAAGGUCGUGGCGGGAGGCGCGGAUCGAACAUGCACCAUCUGGGACGUGGAGUCGUCGACGAUUUUGUACAAGCUGCCCGGUCAUAGAGGCACGUGCACCGCCGCAGUCUUCCAUCCGCGCGAGCCGGUCGUCGUGUCCUGCUCCACCGAUAUGACGCUCCUGCUCGGCGAAAUCGACCCGUAG
This is a messenger RNA of Moesziomyces antarcticus, 1134 nucleotides long. RefSeq names its product WD40 repeat-like protein. Gene Ontology annotation, cellular component: catalytic step 2 spliceosome. The coding region runs from base 1 to 1134 and encodes 377 amino acids. Lineage: Eukaryota; Fungi; Basidiomycota; Ustilaginomycetes; Ustilaginales; Ustilaginaceae. The transcript has a single exon. Gene Ontology annotation, molecular function: RNA binding; protein binding. The record is from RefSeq and is a predicted model, not a curated record.